Molecule: messenger RNA, 1042 nt
Organism: Cyprinus carpio (common carp)
Lineage: Eukaryota; Metazoa; Chordata; Actinopteri; Cypriniformes; Cyprinidae
Product: sialoadhesin-like
Exons: 4
Coding region: 1-726 (241 amino acids)
Biological process (GO): cell surface receptor signaling pathway
Molecular function (GO): transmembrane signaling receptor activity
Source: RefSeq, a predicted model, not a curated record
AUGUGUAUUUAUACAGAGAGACCAAAAGCUGUAGUGAAGGUGAGUCCAGAUGAGUGUGUGUUCAGAGGAGAGAGAGUCACUCUCACAUGUGACAUACAGGGAGCAGGAGACAUUCAGUGGACAUACAGCUGGUUUAAAGAUGGUUCAGUCAUCAGAGACGUCACUGAGAGACUCUACAGCAUCACAUCUGUGUCUGAUAGAGCUGUAUACAGCUGUAGAGGAGAGAGAUCAGACUCACAGAGAUCAGACACCAGUGCUGCUGUUACACUGACUGUAUCAGAUUUACCCAGAUCUUCACUGACUGUGACUCCAGACAGUCCUGUAUUCACUGGAGAGACAGUCACUCUGAAGUGUGUGAUUGAGUCUGAUUACAGUGACUGGAGAUAUGUGUGGUAUAAAGGUGCAAACAACAGUGUAAUAUCACAGACUUCUGAUCGUUACACUGUAAACAGAGACACUCUCAGUAUUAAAGCACUGAAUGAGUCUGAUCAGGAUCAGUACUGGUGUAGAGGACAGAGAGAUGAGAGACCAAACUCAUCACAGGAGAGUAACCGAAUACAUCUGUCUGCUAAUGGUUCAGGUCAGAUUUCUGUCUUCAGCAUCCUCAGUUUUCUUCUGGCAGCUUGUCCGUAUCUGCUGUCGACAGUCGUGCUGCUGUUCAAAUGUUACAGAGCGAGAGUUACAUCGACUGAAGACCAAAGCCAGUACGCCGUAACAGAGGAAUAAUCUUCAUCCUGAUAUUUCAUCUGUUCUCCAAACCGCAGAGUCACAGGAUGCUGGAGUCUCAGGCUGAAGCUGGAAACACACUGGACACGAGCAGUCCAUCACAAGACUAACAGACAAUGCUCUUAAUGUGUCACGCUUUAAAUACUACUAACAACAAUUAUAAUCUCAGAUUACAUCUGAACAUGUUUUUAUGAUGCUGUAUGCUUUCUGUCAUCUGAAUAAAAGGAGUUUUAGUUUAAUUCUAAAAAUGUCCCUUUGCUGUUAAAUCUUUACUGAAUUUUAAAGUAAAAGUAAUAACUAAAUAGACUAAAUAGAC